AUGGCGGGAGAAGGGCAAACAGGAGAGCAGCUCCUGAUGAGGCUGCUGCAGACGCAGCAGGAGCAGAUGGGACAACUCCAGAGAUUGCUAGAGCAGAACCAAAGGCCACGUGGGACCGUGGUGGAUACAAAGGCUAUUGGCCGACCUGAGAAAUUGGGAGGAACACUGGAAGAAGCCUCAUGGCGCCAGUGGAACUACCGGCUGGAGCUUUGGCUCACGAGCCAGUUUCCGGAGACCCGGGCAAUCCUGACUUGGGCUCGGACCCAAGAUGAGGAAAUCGCCGUUGCCAGGCUGAGGGAACAGCUGGUGGAAGGAGUGACUCCGGAAAAGGUUCAGGAGUUCAAUCGACAACUGGAGGUGGCCCUGGGUACUUUGACUAUGGACACCCCAGGGGAUAUCACGAUGAACUCGAGCGCAGGAUCCGGACUGGACAUGUACCGGCGGCUCCAUGGGAGAUUGGAUCCGACUGACAUGGUCACGAGCUUUAGGUGGUUGCGGCAGCUCAUGUCGACGAAGCCAGUUGCAGAAGUGAGCGACUUGAUCGCUGCAGUGGAGAGAUGGGAGGACCAGCAUCGGAGGUAUGCUGCCCGUCGGGACUGCACGGCGCUGACCGAGCGCCAGAAGAUGGUUUCGUUGUUGGGAAUGGUUCCCGCUGAGUUGCAGUCACACCUGGAGCUCAACCUUCCACGGCUCAACUCGUACGACCUUCUACGGAGGGAAAUCGUGACUUUCGCCGAGAACCGCCGGGCAUUCACUGUGGAUGACUCCGGCGCAAUGCCUAUGGAUAUCGACUACGCCAAGGGGAAGGGGAAAGGAAAAGGAAAGGACAAGGAGACCCGAAAGUGCCACAAGUGUGGCAAGGUGGGCCAUCUCAUCAAGGAGGCAGAGGUAGUGCAGGAAAACCGCCGAAGGGUAAGGCUCAAGUUAGGGGCCGCGGCGGGAAAGGCAAGGGCGGGCACGCCCGCGAACUCGAAGGCGGAGAAGAAGAACCGGACGGCGAGGAGCCCGAGCAGGAGGAGGACUACGAAGCCGAAGAAAGAGAAAGAGGAAAAGAAGCAGAAGAGCCCAAAGGGCGACGACGAAGACUGGGGAACCUGGCGUUCCAACCCCAGUGCUUCUGGCGCGGGAUCGUCUCGAGACCCGCCAGAAGGGGGCAAGGCACGAGCAAGUGCCAAAGCCAAGGCAGCUGACGGCACUUCCUCCAUGACGGGGGUUGGGCUGCGGCUCCUCGAGACCAACCUGGUGUCCGAGCUGCAGGCUCGCCAGGCCGAGCUCAACAGGGCCCUGGCUAGUGCCGAAGGUGACGAGGAAAGGGCCAACCUAGAAGCCCAGCUCGAGGAAGUCACCCGGCAGCUGAAGGAGCUUGUGGCUAAGAGGAGGGCUGCCAGGACGGCUACCGCUGGGAGUUGGAAGUCGUCGGCACGCUUCUUGGCUGACGUCCGCUCGGGACGCAAGGCCAAGCUGGCCAAGAGGAAGGAGCUUAGCCGCCAGCGAGCGGCGAAGCACAGGCAAGCCUCCCGCGAAGGGAGGGCUCGCGAAAGGGUUGCGCUGGACGAGGAGUGGCAGAAGAGGUACAACAAGCCGCUUAAGAAAGACGACGGCAAGAAGGCAUCCUACCCGCUGAUGCCGGAGAACACCGAUCGAGAGGCAAGACCCUUGAGCAAGCGAGCUAGGGAAAACCUUCGCCAAGAAGGUGCUGGGGACGACGUCCCGGAGGAGCACGUUAGGAGUUGGCGAGAAAAGCCCAAGACUCCUGGGGAACGUGCAGGCAAGCGCCGCAGGGAAGCGGCCAGGAAGAAGAGGAAGGAAGCUGCGAGCGGCAGUGCGGGAGCCGCUUGGGCCACCACCUACAAAGGCAAGAAGGAAGUGAAGGGCACCGGUAGCCGACGGCAAGUUGCCGGGGAGCAGAAGAAGGGUGGAAAGGAGAGCGGCAAGAAGGGCAGUGGUGGGACCCCGUCUCGGGACCCACCAAGGAGCCGAGGGAGGAUCUGGGGCCAGGGUUCGGAAGACAGCCCGGGGCGGAGGCCCGUGAUGGGCCGAAGCAAGCUUCUUGGGGCGGCGUUGGCUGGGGCGCUGCAGGCGCAAGCCAAGAGAAUGAUGAAGGAGAAGAUCAUCCGCAGGAGCCAGGUGAGGCGCCUGGUGGAAGCCCACAAGGGCGCAGACCGCUUUGCGAAGCGGCUGCUGGACAGCGACUGUGAGAGUUGCACCUCUCGACGAGGAAAGGCCACGAAGGCCGCAGCUGCCUACGCCAAGAGUCUUCUCCAGAAGAGGGAGAGGAUGAAGUAUCUGCCCCUGAAGAAGUGGAGGUCGAGGUGGAAGAGGAAGACUCCGACGCAGACCACGUGCCACUGGGGGGAAGAGGUCCAGAGGACCCACCCGACGGAGAAGGCGGCCUGGAGGGCCGGGUUGGAACCGUGUUUUCCUUCUGGGAAUGGGGCCGCUUCGGCACCUUCCCGGAACCAGAAGCAUCCCUCAAUGGAGGUGAUCCUGGACAGCGGUGCAAGCCACAACGUGCUGCCAGACAAGGUGUACCAGAAGCUCUUCGAGGAAGGGAGGGCCACAGCCUUGAAGGAGGUGAGUUCGUGCAGAUGCAUCUUCAACGUGGCAGCUGUGCAGCGCUGCCUCCUCUCCACUGGUCGUGCGAUGGACCGUGGCAACGCCUUGGUCUUUGCAGGUAAGGAGGCCACGCUGUACCUCCCGAAUGGGAGUUCUUUGGUCUUCCCGGAGAGGAAGGAAAAGAAGGAAGGAGGAGAAGAAAGAAGGGCGGCAGGCGCCGCAACUGAGUACUACAACCUCUUUCCGGAGCCGGAGGUGUUCCCGAUCCACUCUGACGGUGAAGAAGACGAGGCCCGACCGUUUGGGAAUGGUGAGCCACGCCAGGCGGAGCCCGCUUCGGGAUCCGCCCAGCCAGGAGGCGAAGAAGCACAGCGUGCGAAGCCACUUCGAGCGCCGCCUGUGCCCACGCCUCAAAUGGUUGCUGAGCACGAGGUGACACAUAUCCCUUACCGAUCGUGGUGCCCAGCAUGUGUAGCUGGACGGGGGCGAGCCUACUCGCACCACCACGAGGGCCGAGACUCCACAGUGCCUGUGGUAUCAGCUGACUACCUGUACUUCUCUGAGAAGGGAGUACCGGGAAAGAGCCUGCCAACAGUUGUCUUGAGGGACCGUGCCUCAAAGGCCAUCUUCUCGCAUCUGAUGCCAACUAAAGGGACGGUAGGUUCGACCUAUCCUGAAAAGGCGGUGCUUAGAGAUUUGAAUUGGCUGGGGUACAAGCGCUUGGUUCUGAAGACGGACCAAGAGAACGCGAUCAAGGCAUUGGGGGCAGCUGUGAAGGCUGGUUUUCCAGAGGACUUGACUCUGGAAGAGUCGCCCAAGGGAGACUCUCACGGGCAAAGCAACGGCACAGCUGAGAAUGCAGUGCAACGUGUGCAGGGACAAGUGCGCACGAUGAAGUAUGCCCUGGAGCAAAAUGCUGGAGGAGAACUACCCAAGGACUCGGUUAUCUUCCCUUGGAUGAUCGAGUACGCAGGGGUGCUCCACACCUUGUUCUCUCAAGAGGACAGCGAGGGCAUGACUCCGUUUCAGAAGCUGAAGGGCCGAACCUGGCAAGUAGCUCUUCCAAGCUUUGGAGAAAUCGUGGACUAUCGCCGAAGGGCGAAAAGCAAGCUUGAUGCCAGAUGGCAAGAAGGAGUCUACCUAGGACUGCGGCUUACGAGUUCGGAGAAGAUUAUCGGGACGCCCUCGGGUAUCCUGGUGGUGCAGUCUAUCCGAAGGAAGCCUGCAGACAAGCAGUUCAAUCUCGAGAUGCUGAAGGCUGUGAAAGGAACUCCCUGGCAGCCUAAUCCCGAGAAGAGCACGAACGCUGAUGCAGACAGACUCCCGGAGCCUAUCGUGAUAGAGCCCGUGGUCGAGCAAGCAGAGCUUCCACCGAAACCUGGAGACGCCGAACGGUUGCCUACGUAUCGGAGAAUGUACAUCCGACAAAGCGACCUGGAGCAGUUUGGCUAUACUGGGGGUUGUGAGGCCUGUGCCGCCAUUCGCGAAGGCAGAGAACGCCAAGGUAUCAACCACAACGAGACGUGUAGGAAGCGGAUCCAAGAGGCGCUGAAGGACACCUCUCGGGGCCAAGCCCGCCUAGAGCGAGAGACUCAGCGCGAGACCGAGUACUUCACGAAAGUCCACGAGGCAGAAGAAAAGAAAAGAAAGGCUGCGACAGAGAAGGAGAAAAGGCCUGAGGCAGGAGGUGCAGAGGCGAGCGAACCCAGCCAACCUAGCAGGCCACCAGAGCAAGCAGCAAAGAAAGUGGAGAAAAGGAAACCCUCUAAAGCAGAGCCUGUCUCCGUUUCGCGAGAGAAUAAGAAGCCAGCAGUUACCGCUUCGGAAGCUGCUUCGGCGAGCAAACGGAAGAGCGAGGACCCUGGAGACCCAGAGAGGUCCGAGCUGAGGCCUGAAGGCUCUAAGCGCAAGGCUGAAAACAUCGAGGGAAUGAUUGAGACGCUUAUUGCUGGAGAGCGAAAGGCGUGGAUUGAAUCCCUGGAAGGAGUCGAACAGCCUACCUGCGACCUGGUUGAUGGUUUAGUGGAAGAGGUUCUUGCGGAGACCUUCUACGACGACCUCACCGGGAAAGAGCUUCCAGCUGAAGGUGUUAAAGCAGCCCGGGCAGAGGAAGUGAGCGUCAUCAGGCAGGUGGGAGUGUGGGAAGUCAUACCCCGCCCUGCAAACGAGAAGGUGAUCGGUACGCGAUGGGUGGACAUCAACAAGGGGGAUGGUGCCCGUCACAAACUGAGAUCCAGGCUUGUCGCUCAGGAACUCAAAAGAGCCCGCGGACCGCAACAACCAGAGGACCAGUCCACUUGGAGCGACUUUUUCGCUGCAAUGCCGCCACUCAGUUCUCUUCGGGCGCUAUUCUCUUUAGCGACUACACAGCGUGUACCCAACACUCGGGGAAAGCUGUCACCCGUUGGGUCUGGAGGCGAAGUCUGUCUUAUGUUUCUGGAUGUGAAGAAAGCUCACUUUUGGAGCCCUGUACGCCGGAGACUCCUUGUGGAGCUUCCACCAGAAGCUGGAGAGGGACGAGACAAGGUUGGACUUCUGAAGCGUUCCUUGUAUGGGACCAGGGAUGCACCUUCCAAUUGGGAGAAAGCCAUCAAGGAUGCUCUGGAGGGCUUGGGCUUCAAGCAAGGACGAAGCAACCCAUGCCUGUAUUUCCACGAGGAGAAAUCUUUGCGACUCAACGUCCAUGGAGAUGAUUUUACAGUGGUUGGAAGCUACAAAGAGCUCAAGUGGCUAGAAGCUGAACUGGGCAAGGUUUGGACAGUUGAGACAAGGGGCAUCCUGGCUAGACCCGGUUCGGAGCUGCCAGGCGUGAUUCAUCAGAUCUCUGUCUUGAAUCGCCUAGUGACGUGGACCCAAGAAGGCAUCGAGAUGGAAGCCGACCCAAGACAUGUGGACUUAGUUCUGGAACAGCUGGGUCUGGAGAAAGGAGUUUCUGUGACCACUCCACUGGUCAAGGUGAAAGAAGAGGACAUGGACAAGACUCCACUUGGUACUGCUGAAGCAGCUCUGUACCGUUCUAUCGCUAUGCGGAUAGGUUAUCUGUCUAUGGACAGGCCGGACUUGCUUAGGACCGUCCGCGAGUUGGCGAAAGGGCUGAAAGAACCUCAACAACACCAUUGGGGUCUCUUGAAGAGAGCUGCAAGAUAUCUCCGAGGAUCUCCUAGGCUGGUGCAGUUGAUUCCAUAUCAAGAGCACUUCACAAGCAUCAAUGCUUGGUCCGACAGUGACCAUGCUGGGUGUAUCAAGACUAGGAAAAGCACGACUGGAACCGUGAUCCAGCUCGGAGAAGCAACGGUGAAGACAGCAGCCAAGGGGCAAGCUGUGAUUGCCCUGUCCACUGGAGAAGCAGAAUACUAUGGCUUGAUAUCAACAGCCUCAACCGCUUUGGGCGAGCAAGCGAUGAUGGCGGACUGGGGUAUAAAGCUGUCUGUCAAUAUAGCUAUGGAUGCCAGCGCGGGCAUAUCCAUCGGCUCGUGA
Molecule: messenger RNA, 6033 nt
Organism: Symbiodinium sp. CCMP2592
Lineage: Eukaryota; Dinophyceae; Suessiales; Symbiodiniaceae
Source: the annotation of a GenBank genome assembly